AUGGGGGUGGGGGCAGGAGUGGUAGCAGCGCAUCCCUCCGGGAGAGGGGGCCUGGGCUCUCCCGGGACCGCGGGAACGCGCUUCAGCUCUCACCCGCUCUCGGCGGUAACCCUGGGCAAGGCGCUCUCUGCCCGCUCCACCACAGCCUCGGCGUCCUCCUCAGCUAUAGGGGGCUCGGCCCGCUCCCUCUCCCUCUCCCUCCCUCUGCGGACCUCCGUUUCCCCACCCGGGCUUGGGGCGCGGCGUCCUCCAAAGCUCCGCGUCGACCGUCGGCUCCGCUGGAUUCUUCCUCCGGUGGGGCCCGGGCCGCCGGGGCCGCUCCGCCGACGCAGAACCAGGUCCGAGCUUCGGCCGCCCCAGCCGGGGAUCUGCACCCAGGAGCUUGGCCCCACCUACCCCCUGCGUGCCCCGCCCACCUACCGCUGCUCCUCCUACUCACCCGCCCGCCCCGCCCCGCCCACCAGCUGCAGCCCCCAGUCCCCAGGGGUCCACGAGCGCCGGGGUCCCAGGACUUUUAACCUCUGCUGGCUACCUGGGCCGUGGCCUCCGACGCAGGCGACCCACCUUCCAGGCGAGGAGCGCGGGAGUCUGCAUGCUGACCGUGUUGUUGGCCAGCCUCAUGAGUGUAAGCUCUCCGACCACGUUCUGGAUUGUUACAGCACCAGUGCCAACUCGACUGCCAACUCGCAAGCUGGCACCACUGUCAGUGCCACAUCUUGUACCAGUGCUAGUGCCACCUCUGGUGUUAAAGGCGUUUCUGGUACCAGCCCGACAGCUAGAGGUAGCACCGGCUCCAGAGCCAGAGCCAGCUCCAAUCACCAGCUCCUGCAGCGUUCCAGAGCUGGAGCUGGCUCCAGGGCCACCUCCAGAUUUAGAGCCAGUGCCAGGUGCAGAAUGAGAGCCGGCUCUAUCACUAGAUCUAGAGUCAAGUCCAGUGAGAGAACUAGUUCCAUCAUCGGCUCAUGGAAAAGCCCUCAAACUCCAGUGAGCUCCGCAACUGGCUCCAGCACCAGCUCCAGGGCUGGAACCAGCUUUGGCACCGGCUGUCUCACCAGCUGCAGGGAUGGAAGCAGCUCUGUCAUCAACCAAUUUGCCAGCUCCAGCAGCAGCUCUAGACUUUGGAUCAGACCCAACACAAAGCCCAGAGUGACAGAUAACAACAGGAAGUGAACUCGAGUCUACCCCAGCACCACCUCUGGCAACACAGCUAGAGCUACAGGCAGCUCUAGAGGUAGAGCUCUCUCUAGAGCUAGUGUCAGCACCAGAGCUAGCUCGAGCAUUAGCUCCCGAGCUAGAGAGAGCUCCACUGCCCGUUCCAGGGCGAGAGCCAGCUCCAAGCACCAGCUCAAGAGCGCGAGUGAUAUCUGGAGCCAGCUCCAGCCAAAGCUCCAGACUCGGUGUCAGUUCCAGCACCCGCUUCAGCACUGAUCCAUUGCCAGAGCCAGUUCUAUUACCACUAACAGUUCUGGCUCUCCAGAACUAGAGCCAGAGCUGGCUGCAGAGCCAGAGUCAGCUCCAGCACCAGAGCUCGAGCCAGCGCCAUGGCGACAGUCAACUCAGGCUCCAACACUGGCAUCAACUCCUGAGAUAGAGGCAGCUCCAGCCUCAGCUCCAUUGCUGCUCCUGGGCGGGGCUGCUGUUAUCCCACGAGCUGGAGCUGGCUUGAACACCAGCUGUCAUGUCAGCUCUACCUCUGGAAGAUAGAGACAGCUCUAUCACUGACUCCCAUGCCAGCCCCAGUGAUAGAGCGAGAACCAGCUCAAAGCCAGCUUAGAGCCAGUGCUAGGUGCCAAGGAAGAGGUCGCUCCAGCGUCAGCUCUAGCAUCAGCCCCGGAGUUACAGCCAUCCCUGGCACCAGCUCCAGAGAGAGAGUCAGCACCAAGUUCAGACCUAGAGCCUGCUCCAGCCACAGUUCCAGGACCAGCUCCAGAGCCAGAGCCCCCGUGAGAGUCAGCUCCUGCGGCAGCUCCAGAGCAAGAGCUGGCUUGGGCGCCCGUAGCAGACUUAGAGCCAGUGCCAGCUCAGGAGGAAGAGCCGCAGCUGCAGCACCAACGUCAGAGCUAGAUCGUGCUCUGGUACCAGCACGAUGCCAUGUCAGAGGCAGAGGCAGCUCUGUCAGCAGCUCCUAGGCCAGACUCUGUGCCUGCUCUGGCGCCAGAAUCUGCCCUGACACCAGUUGCAGAGGUGGAACCAGUCCAGAGCUACAGCCAGCUCCACCGCCAGUUUUAGCGCCAGCCACAGAGCUCGAGCCGGGACCGGCUGUACAGCGAGAGGCACCAGAAGCAGAGCCAGCGCCAGACCGGAGCUGGAGUCAGCCGCAAAGUCAGCGAGAGCUCCAGCACCAGGGACAGCUCCCGCGUCCUCUCCACAGCAAAAUCCACGGCGGCUUCCGGCACCUGCUGUAACCUUAGCUCCGGAGGUACAGCGGCUCCAGGACCUGACCCACAGCUCAAGCCAAACCAGUACCCACCCAGGAGUCAGCUUCAGUGGCCGCGCCAGAGCCAGAGCCGGAGCCAGCGACCGCAAUAGCUGUAGCACCGGCUCCGGCCAGUGUGAGAGACAGCUCGAGAGCGCUGUCCAACGGCAGAACCAGGUCUAGACCGUCUCUGGAGGUAGAUCCGCCUCCAGCGCCUUCCCCAGAGCUAGAGCCAAGUCCAGCAUCAGCUCUUGCAUAAGCUCCAGUGCCAGUCCUAGGAGCAGAGCCACCUUUGAACUAGAGCCAGCUGUGUACCCGCUCUAGGACUGGGCGGGGCUGGGGGCGGGGCUGAGGGCGGGACAGUCCCUUCUGGGCAGGUCACUCCCAGGGCCUCCUCCUCCUCCCUCCCUGAGGUCCCGGCCGUCGGGUCCUCUGAGGCCCCGCUUUCCCAAGCGAGGCUCAAAGUGGGCAGAGACCGCUCUGUUGGAAACUGGCCAAUACCUUAAAAACUGUAUAUGUUUUGACCCAGAAAAUCCACCUCAUGGAUUCUGCCCUGAAUAGAGAUUUAUGGACACAGAUGUUCCCUUCAGCAUGAUUCUGAGAGUGAAAAAUGGCAAAUGGCCCAUGUCCCAUAGCAGGGGCUUUUCGGAAAUUCUGAUUCGGGGCCCCAGAAAAUGCGGAGGAGGAAGACGAUGGACUGAUCAGCACCCGCCCGGGGGAACCAGGUUCCAGAAGGGCACACGUGCCCAGAGUCCUCCCCACCUGACACCCACGACUGCACACGCACACACGUGCACAUGGGCACACACACCAUGCGAGAAUUCCUGCGGGUAAACUCCUGGGAUUAGCUCUGCAGGUAAAGGGUUGCACCCAUGGAGCUCUGGGGUCCUGCGCACUGUUCUCCCAGACGGGAGUGUCCUUCCACGCUUCCCUCUAGAGGACCGGCUGGGCCUCUGCUUCCUCACACUGUCCCCAGGGCUGGUCGCCACCAGACUAGAAACCUGUCGGUGUGGUGUUGACAGCGCCGUCUCCACGGCGCUUACAUCUGCGUGUCCUCACUGGGAGGUCAAGCGUCUCUGACCUGUACCGACCACGUGUGCGGCCUCUUGUUGGAGCUGCACAUGUGUGUUCUCUGUCCCUUUUUAAAACAUUGACUUUCAAGAUCUGGGGGACCACAGGGGCGUCAAACCUUUCUCUGGCCCUGGGGUGUGAGGAGUGCUGAUCCAGUUUAUGGUUUGUCUCCCCAGCUUUCUACAUGUUUCUUGUUUCUGUUUGGCCAUGGGAAGAGCCAGGCGUUUCCCUUCUGUCUUCUGGCUCUGGGGCCAUACUCAGAACAGGGGUCUCUACCCUGAGACUGCACACAUAUUUACAAAAAAGACUUCAAUUUGUACAUCCCAUCUUUAAUCCAUCUGGCAUUUCCCUUUCAUAUAAUAAAAAUGCUAUUUUGAAGUAAAAAAAGAAAACAAAAAUUAACUACUCCCCUCUUAAAAUAUGUGGCCUACACAGAAAGCCACCUUGUAUAAUUCCAUUUAUAGGAAACAUCUAGAACAGGUAAAGACACAGAGACAGAAAGCAGAUUACAGGUUGUCGGGGGCUGGGGGAGAGAGGAAUGGGGCAUGAGCGCUUUGGCUCAGGGAUUCCUUCUGGGGAGUGAAACAGUCUGCCCGAGACCCUGGGGAAGGUUGCAUAGAACUGUGAAUAUACUCGAUGCUCCUGAAAUGCACAAUUUCAAAUUUAAAAAAUUAAACUUGGUUAUAUGAAGACGUAAAAGACACCAUAAAUAAUGUGAAAUGAAAACAUAAAAUUAAAAACCAAAUCAGAAACAGUAACAGGGGAGGG
This is a messenger RNA of Lagenorhynchus albirostris (white-beaked dolphin), 4255 nucleotides long. RefSeq lists its product as uncharacterized. The record is from RefSeq and is a predicted model, not a curated record. Lineage: Eukaryota; Metazoa; Chordata; Mammalia; Artiodactyla; Delphinidae. The coding region runs from base 1 to 1170 and encodes 389 amino acids. The transcript has 5 exons.